This is a messenger RNA of Phyllostomus discolor (pale spear-nosed bat), 10495 nucleotides long. It is a transcript of the gene ARID1B, whose product is annotated as AT-rich interaction domain 1B. NCBI's taxonomy places the organism in Eukaryota, Metazoa, Chordata, Mammalia, Chiroptera, Phyllostomidae. Gene Ontology annotation, cellular component: SWI/SNF complex; brahma complex; nBAF complex. Gene Ontology annotation, biological process: chromatin remodeling; positive regulation of DNA-templated transcription; regulation of transcription by RNA polymerase II. Gene Ontology annotation, molecular function: DNA binding; nucleosome binding. The record is from RefSeq and is a predicted model, not a curated record.
GCCUAGAGCAGCCCCAGGCCGCCGCGCUCGCGGCGCCGGCCGAGCCGGCCCUCGGCCCCGGCCCCGGCCGCUGGGUGUGGGUGAGGAUGCGCCCCGGCGGGCGGCGGGCGCAGGACCGGGAGGGCGGCGGCGGCAGGCGGCGGCGGCCCGCCGAGUCCAGUCCGCGUUUUGCGAGUGCACGCGAGUAAUCAGAGAGAAGUGGAUAAUAGUUGCUCGGGCUCGCUCGGCUCCCUCUCAUGCCGUGCUGGGCCCGAUCGGCUCAGCCAGUCGUGUAUUUACCCAUAUCCGGGUUAGAGAGGAAAAAAGUUUUCAUUUAAACCUGAACUCAAAACUUUCACCGUGAAAUCACACAGCGGGAGCAGGCCCAGACCGUAAGGCGUGACUCCCGGUUCGGCUCCGGCGGGGCCUUCGGAGGGGGAGGGGGCUCGCUCGAUCCCCAUCGGGGCGUGUGGAUGCGCACAGGAGGGGCCGCGGACUAAAAAGUGGGUUUUAUUGUCUCCCCCCGCCCCCCGCCCGGCCUCGCCACGCCGCGGCGAUCAUGGCCGCGCGGGCAGCAGCGGCAGCGGCGUCGCGGGCGGGCAGCGGCGAGCGGCGGGCGCCCCCCGGGCCGCGGCCGGCGCCCGGGGCCCGGGACCUGGAGGCGGGGACGCGCGGCGCGGCGGCGGCGGCGGCCCCGGGACCCAUGCUGGGGGGCAGCGGCGGCGACGGCCUGAACAGUGUGCACCACCACCCCCUGCACCCCCGUCACGAACUGAACAUGGCCCAUCACGCGAGCGCGGCCGCCGCCGCCAGCUCUAACAGCGCCAAGAGCGGCGGAUCCGAGGCGGCUCUCAAGGAGGGUGGAAGCGCCGCCGCGCUGUCCUCCGCCUCCUCCGCGGCGUCCUCCUCUUCCUCCGCGUCGGGCCCGGGCUCGGCCAUGGAGACGGGGCUGCUCCCCAACCACACACUGAAAACCGUUGGCGAGGCCCCCUCCGCGCCGCCCCACCAGCAGCACCACCACCACCAUGCCCACCACCACCACCACCAUGCCCACCACCUCCACCACCACCACCACGCACUACAGCAGCAGCUAAACCAGUUCCAGCAGCAGCAGCAGCAGCAGCAACAGCAGCAGCAGCAGCAGCAACAUCCCAUUUCCAACAACAACAGCCUCGGCGGCGCGGGCGGCGGCGCGGCGCAGCCCGGUCCCGACAUGGAGCAGCCGCAACAUGGAGGCGCCAAGGACAGCGCCGCGGGCAGCCAGGCCGACCCCCCAGGCCAGCCUCUGCUGAGCAAGCCGGGCGAGGAGGAGGACGACGCGCCGCCCAAGAUGGGGGAGCCGGCGGGCGGCCGCUACGAGCACCCGGGCCUGGGCGCCCUGGGCGCGCAGCAGCAGCAGCCGCCGCCGCCCGUCGCCGUGCCCGGGGGCGGCGGCGGCGGCGGCGGCGGCCCGGCGGCCGUCUCGGAGUUUAAUAAUUACUACGGCAGCGCGGCCCCUGCGAGCGGCGGCCCCGGCGGCCGCGCCGGGCCUUGCUUUGAUCAACAUGGCGGACAACAAAGCCCCGGGAUGGGGAUGAUGCACUCCGCCUCGGCCGCCGCCGGGGCCCCCGGCAGCAUGGACCCCCUGCAGAACUCCCACGAAGGGUACCCCAGCAGCCAGUACAACCAUUAUCCGGGCUACAGCCGGCCCGGCGCGGGCGGCGGCGGCGGCGGAGGCGGAGGCGGAGGAGGAGGAGGCAGCGGAGGAGGAGGAGGAGGAGGAGGAGGAGCAGCAGCAGGAGCGGGAGCUGUGGCGGCGGCGGCCGCGGCGGCGGCAGCAGCAGCAGCAGGAGGCGGCGGCGGCGGCUAUGGGGGCUCGUCCUCGGGGUACGGGGUGCUGAACUCCCCCCGGCAGCAGGGCGGCGGCAUGAUGAUGGGCCCCGGGGGCGGCGGGGCCGCGAGCCUCAGCAAGGCGGCCGCCGGCGCGGCGGCGGGGGGCUUCCAGCGCUUCGCCGGACAGAACCAGCACCCGUCGGGGGCCACGCCGACCCUCAACCAGCUGCUCACCUCGCCCAGCCCCAUGAUGAGGAGCUACAGCGGCAGCUACCCCGACUACAGCAGCCCCAGCGCGCCGCCGCCGCCGCCGCCGUCGCAGCCACAGUCCCAGGCGGCGGCGGGGGCGGCGGCGGGCGGCCAGCAGGCGGCCGCGGGCAUGGGCUUGGGCAAGGACCUGGGCGCCCAGUACCCCGCCGCCAGCCCGGCCUGGGCGGCCGCGCAACAAAGGAGCCACCCGGCGAUGAGCCCCGGCACCCCGGGCCCCAGCAUGGGCAGAUCCCAGGGCAGCCCCAUGGACCCCAUGGUGAUGAAGAGGCCGCAGCUGUAUGGGAUGGGCAGCAACCCUCACUCCCAGCCUCAGCAGAGCAGCCCGUACGCCGGAGGCUCCUACGGCGCCCCCGGCCCGCAGCGGUACCCUCUGGGCGUCCAGGGCCGGGCCCCGGGGGCCAUGGGCGGAAUGCAGUACCCGCAACAGCAGAUGCCGCCGCAGUACGGACAACAAGGUGUGAGUGGUUACUGCCAGCAGGGCCAGCAGCCUUAUUACAACCAGCAGCCGCAGCCUCCGCACCUCCCCCCACAGGCUCAGUACCUGCCAUCCCAGUCCCAGCAGAGGUACCAGCCGCAGCAGGACAUGUCUCAGGAAGGCUACGGAACCAGGUCUCAACCUCCAAUGGCUCCUGGGAAGCCUAACCACGAAGACUUGAACCUGAUACAACAAGAAAGACCAUCAAGUUUACCAGACCUGUCUGGCUCCAUCGAUGCUCCCACGGGAACGGAAGCCACCCUGAGCUCAGCGGUCAGCGCGUCCGGGUCCACGAGCAGCCAGGGGGAUCAGAGCAACCCGGCUCAGUCGCCUUUCUCUCCACACGCGUCCCCGCAUCUCUCCAGCAUCCCCGGGGGCCCGUCGCCGUCUCCCGUUGGCUCUCCGGUGGGAAGCAACCAGUCACGGUCAGGCCCGAUCUCGCCCGCGAGCAUUCCAGGCAGUCAGAUGCCUCCGCAGCCACCCGGGAGCCAGGCCGAGUCGAGCGCCCACCCCGCCCUGAGCCAGUCCCCAAUGCCGCAGGAGCGAGGUUUUAUGGCAGGCACACAAAGAAACCCUCAAAUGUCUCAAUAUGGACCUCAGCAGACAGGACCAUCCGUGUCGCCUCAUCCUUCUCCCGGAGGCCAGAUGCAUCCCGGAAUCGGUAGCUUUCAGCAGAGUAACUCGGGUGGGACUUACGGUCCACAGAUGAGCCAGUAUGGACCACAAGGUAACUACUCCAGACCCUCAACGUAUAGCGGGGUGCCCGGUGCGAGCUACAGUGGCCCAGGGCCCGGCAUGGGCAUCAACGCCAACAACCAGAUGCAUGGACCAGGGCCAGGCCAGCCGUGUGGCGCUGUGCCCCUGGGACGGAUGCCAUCGGCUGGGAUGCAGAACAGACCGUUUCCUGGAAACAUGAGCAGCAUGACCCCCAGUUCUCCCGGCAUGUCUCAGCAGGGGGGGCCAGGAAUGGGCCCGCCGAUGCCGACCGUGAACCGUAAGGCACAGGAGGCAGCUGCCGCAGUGAUGCAGGCCGCUGCAAACUCGGCACAGAGCAGGCAAGGCAGCUUUCCGGGCAUGAAUCCGAGUGGACUCGUGGCUUCCAGCUCUCCCUACAGCCAGCCCAUGAACAACAGCUCUGGGCUGAUGAACACCCAGGCGCCGCCCUACAGCAUGACGCCCAACAUGGUGAACAGCUCCACAGCAUCUGUGGGUCUUGCAGAUAUGAUGUCUCCUGGCGAGUCCAAGCUGCCCCUGCCUCUCAAAACGGACGGGAAGGAAGAAGGCACCCCACAGCCUGAGAGCAAGGCGAAGGAUAGCUACAGCUCUCAGGGUAUUUCUCAGCCCCCAACCCCCGGCAACCUGCCAGUCCCUUCCCCAAUGUCCCCCAGCUCUGCUAGCAUCUCCUCCUUUCACGGAGAUGAGAGUGAUAGCAUUAGCAGCCCAGGCUGGCCAAAGACUCCGUCAAGCCCUAAGUCCAGCUCCUCCUCCACCACCGGGGAAAAGAUCACCAAGGUGUAUGAGCUGGGGAACGAGCCGGAGAGAAAGCUGUGGGUCGACCGCUACCUUAACUUCAUGGAGGAGAGAGGCUCCCCGGUCUCCAGCCUGCCUGCCGUGGGCAAGAAGCCCCUGGACCUCUUCCGACUCUAUGUCUGCGUCAAAGAGAUCGGAGGUUUGGCCCAGGUUAAUAAAAACAAAAAGUGGCGUGAGCUGGCAACCAACCUGAACGUUGGCACGUCGAGCAGUGCAGCCAGCUCCCUGAAAAAGCAGUAUAUCCAGUACCUGUUUGCCUUCGAGUGCAAGACGGAGCGUGGGGAGGAGCCGCCGCCGGAAGUCUUCAGCACCGGGGAGACCAAGAAGCAGCCCAAGCUGCAGCCGCCAUCUCCUGCUAACUCCGGAUCCUUGCAAGGUCCCCAGACCCCCCAGUCGACUGGCAGUAAUUCGAUGGCGGAGGUUCCGGGUGACCUGAAGCCGCCGACUCCAGCCUCCACCCCUCACGGACAGAUGACCCCGAUGCAAGGCGGCAGAAGCAGUACAGUCAGCGUGCACGACCCCUUCUCGGACGCGAGUGACUCCUCGUUCCCCAAACGGAACUCCAUGACCCCGAGCGCCCCGUACCAGCAGGGCCUGAGCAUGCCCGACGUGAUGGGCAGGGUGCCCUAUGAACCCAACAAGGACCCCUUCGGGGGCAUGAGAAAAGUGCCUGGAGGCAGUGAGCCCUUCAUGACGCAAGGGCCGAUGCCCACGAGCAGCAUGCAGGACAUGUACACCCAGAGCCCCUCCGGAGCCAUGUCCGGCCUGGGCAUGGGGCAGCGGCAGCAGUUUCCCUACGGAACCACCUACGACCGGAGGCAUGAGCCCUACGGGCAGCAGUACCCGGGCCAAGGCCCCCCCUCAGGACAGCCGCCGUACGGAGGACACCAGCCGGGCCUGUAUGCGCAGCAGCCGAACUACAAACGCCAUAUGGACGGCAUGUACGGGCCUCCAGCCAAACGCCACGAGGGGGACGUGUACAACAUGCAGUACGGCAGCCAGCAGCAGGAGAUGUACAACCAGUACGGUGGCUCCUACUCGGGCCCGGACCGCAGGCCCCUGCAGGGCCAGUACCCGUACCCGUACAACCGGGAGAGGAUGCAGGGCCCGGGCCAGAUGCAGCCGCACGCCAUGCCCCCACAGAUGAUGGGCGGCCCCAUGCCCUCGGCCUCCGGCGAGGGGCCCCAGCAGAGCCUGUGGGCGGCGCGGAACGACAUGCCUUACCCCUACCAGAACCGGCAGGGCCCCGGCGGCCCCGCGCAGGCGCCGCCGUACCCCAGCAUGAACCGCGCGGACGACAUGAUGGUGCCUGAUCAGCGGAUCAAUCACGAGAGCCCGUGGCCUUCCCACGUCAGCCAGCGUCAGCCUUACCUGCCCUCCUCCGCCUCCAUGCAGCCCGUCACGCGCCCGCCGCCGUCGUCCUACCAGACGCCGCCGUCGCUGCCAAACCACAUCUCCAGAGCGCCCAGCCCCGCGUCCUUCCCGCGCUCGCUCGAGAGCCGCAUGUCGCCCAGCAAGUCCCCCUUCCUGCCCUCCAUGAAGAUGCAGAAGGUCAUGCCCGCCGUGCCCACGUCCCAGGUCGCCGGGCCGCCCCCCCAGCCCCCCCCCAUCCGGAGGGAGAUCACCUUCCCUCCCGGCUCCGUGGAGGCCUCGCAGCCAGUCCUGAAACAAAGGCGAAAGAUUACCUCAAAGGACAUCGUCACUCCGGAGGCGUGGCGUGUGAUGAUGUCCCUGAAGUCAGGUCUUCUGGCCGAGAGCACGUGGGCUCUGGACACUAUCAAUAUCCUCCUGUACGAUGACAGCACGGUCGCUACGUUCAACCUCUCCCAGCUGUCCGGAUUUCUCGAACUGUUGGUGGAGUACUUCAGGAAAUGCCUGAUCGACAUUUUUGGAAUCCUCAUGGAGUACGAAGUGGGAGACCCCAGCCAAAAGGCCCUGCAGAGCGCGGCAAAGAGAGAGGAUGGCCAGGCCUCGGGCGACGAUUCUGGGAAGGAGGAGGAAGAUGCUGAAUGUUCGGGGGACGAGGGCGACGAGGAGGAGGAAGAGGAGGAGGAGGAGGAAGACAGUGGAAAGGCAGAGACGGAGGAGAAGAGCGGCCCGGCCCCAACGCCUCCCGACGCCACUGUGGAUCCCAAGGAGAAGCCCAGGCAGGCCAGCAAGUUCGACAAGCUGCCGAUCAAGAUCGUCAAGAAGAACAACCUGUUCGUGGUCGACCGGUCCGACCGGCUGGGCCGGGUGCAGGAGUUCACCAGCGGCCUCCUGCACUGGCAGCUCGGGGGCGGCGACACCACCGAGCACAUCCAGACCCACUUCGAGAGCAAGAUGGAGAUCCCUCCACGCAGGCGCCCGCCUCCCGCUCCGAGCUCCACCUCCACGGGCCGGAAGAAGGAGCCGGAGGGGAGAGGGGACGGGGACGAGCAGCAGGAGAGAAGCAUCAUCGCCACCAUCGACGACGUGCUGUCCGCACGGCCGGGGGCCCUGCCCGAGGACGCCAACCCCGGGGCACAGGCGGAGAGCAGCAGCAAGUUCCCCUUCGGCAUCCACCAGGCCAAGAGCCACCGGAACAUCAAGCUGCUGGAGGACGAGCCGCGGAGCCGCGACGAGACCCCGCUCUGCACCAUCGCGCACUGGCAGGACUCCCUGGCCAAGCGCUGCAUCUGCGUGUCGAACAUCGUCCGCAGCCUGUCCUUCGUGCCCGGCAACGACGCCGAGAUGUCCAAGCACCCGGGCUUGGUGCUGAUCCUCGGGAAGCUGAUCCUCCUCCACCACGAGCACCCGGAGAGGAAGCGGGCGCCGCAGACCUACGAGAAGGAGGAAGACGAGGACAAGGGGCUGGCCUGCAGCAAGGACGAGUGGUGGUGGGACUGCCUCGAGGUCUUGCGGGACAACACGCUGGUCACGCUGGCCAACAUCUCCGGGCAGCUGGACUUGUCUGCCUACACGGAAAGCAUCUGCUUGCCGAUCUUGGAUGGCUUGCUGCACUGGAUGGUGUGCCCGUCCGCGGAGGCACAAGACCCCUUCCCCACGGUGGGACCCAACUCCGUCCUGUCGCCUCAGAGGCUUGUGCUGGAGACCCUCUGUAAACUCAGUAUCCAGGACAACAAUGUGGACCUGAUCUUGGCCACGCCCCCGUUUAGUCGGCAGGAGAAAUUCUAUGCGACGCUAGUUAGGUACGUUGGGGACCGCAAAAACCCAGUCUGUCGAGAGAUGUCCAUGGCGCUCUUGUCGAACCUGGCCCAAGGAGACACGCUGGCAGCGCGGGCAAUAGCUGUGCAAAAGGGGAGCAUUGGAAACUUGAUAAGCUUCCUGGAGGACGGGGUCACGAUGGCCCAGUACCAGCAGAGCCAGCACAACCUCAUGCACAUGCAGCCCCCGCCGCUAGAGCCGCCCAGCGUGGACAUGAUGUGCAGGGCGGCCAAGGCGCUGCUGGCCAUGGCCAGGGUGGACGAGAACCGCUCGGAGUUCCUCCUGCACGAGGGCCGGCUGCUGGACAUCUCGAUAUCCGCCGUCCUGAACUCGCUGGUGGCGUCCGUCAUCUGCGACGUACUGUUUCAGAUCGGGCAGUUAUGACACCCGUGAGAAGCCGCAUGUGUGAGUGAAGGCUAGAAGCUCCCGUGGGACUGGCUGUGUUCUGUUCUCGUUUCUCCAGCGCAGGAAGAAGGAAAAGAGAAUCUUUGCUCCUCUGCCCCGUUCACUAUUUACCAAUUGGGAAUUAAAGAAAUCAUUAAUUCGAACAGUUAUGAAAUUAAUAUUUGCUGUCUGUGUGUAUAAGUACAUCUGUUUGGGGUUUUUUUUUUAAUUGUUUUUUUUUUAACCAAAGUUACUGUCUAGUGCAUUCAAAGGUCACUUUUUAUUUUUCACAGCUUUUCUUUUUAUUGUUCUUUUUCCAUGUUGUAUUAUUGCAUUUUGGGGGAAGUAAAUUGACUUCAAAGAAAAAAAGUGGUGGCAAAGAUGCUAAGAUGGGAAAGUUUCACCACACCAAGGCAGAAAGGUGAAAAGUGGCCGAUAUCCCAGGCGCGUCACACUUCAGACACCGAAACAAAAACCGUGUCCCAUCGCCCAAAGCUCUGUGCAAUAGAAACUUCUAGAGAUGUGUAGGUAUAGGGGCCCAAGGAGGUGUGUCAGUCGGUAGUCCAACCAUGAAACGAUACUGGUUUCUCCACAGGAAAAUGGUUACAUUAGGCUAGGAGCAAAAAUAACGUGGUUUUUACUUUUUAAGUUAAGAUUGAAAGUACGUACCUGACAGCGAUCAACGACCUUGCUUCCUCACCACUCCCGUCACGUCUGCUGUCUGCCAUGGGCCCUCCACGUGACAGUUCUUCACGAUUCCUUUCAUCGUUUUUUAAAUAUUUUUUUUUUACUGCCUCUGGGCUGUGAUGUAUAUAGAAGUUGUACAUUAAACAUACCCUCAUUUUUUUUCUUUUCUUUUUUCUUUUUUUUUUUUUUUAGUACAAAGUUUUUAGUUUCUUUUUCAUGAUGUGGUAACUACGAAGUGAUGGUAGAUUUUAAAUAAUUUUUUAUUUUUAUUUUAUAUAUUUUUUCAUUAGGGCCAUAUCUCCAAAAAAAGGAAAAAAAUACAAAAAACAAAAACAAAAAAAAAAAGAGGGUAAUGUACAAGUUUCUGUAUGUAUAAAGUCAUGCUCUAUUCCGGGAGAGCAGCCGAUCACAAUUUGCUUCAUGAAUCAAGGUGUGAAAAUGGUUGCAUACGGAUUGAUUCAGAAAAUGGUCACCAGUACAGACAAAAAAAAAGAAAAACAUACAACUACAAGGAAGAAACACAACUUCAAAGAUUUUUCAGUGACGAGAAUCCACAUUUGUAUUUCAAGAUAAUGUAGUUUAAAAAAAGAGAGAGAGAGAAAAAAAAAUCUUGAUGUAAAUUCCUCCUUUUCCUCUGGCUUAAUGAAUAUCAUUUAUUCAGUAUAAAAUCUUUAUAUGUUCCACAUGUUAAGAAUAAAUGUACAUUAAAUCUUGUUAAGCACUGUGAUGGGUGUUCUUGAAUACUGUUUUAGUUUCCUUAAAGUGGGUCCAUAGUGCCAGCUUGCUUACAAGGUGUGUGGAAAUACAGCCGUGGACUAUCACAGCCCCUGGUCACCAAACCGUGAGGUCGGGAGGGGCCUUCAGGGGUCACCUGCUGUGGAGUGGGGAGCAACAGUCUGACCUCAAACUAGUCAGCUACUUAGCCUCUGUUCGAAGCAAUCAACUCUAUAACGACACCGAGGUAUGAGGAUUUUCAGGGUCUGUGGGAGGUUGGCUGCCAGCCCACAGGGCGAGACCUCACGAGCUCACUGGCCUGACAGUGUGAGACUCUGCCUUUUAUUGAUCCCGUCUUAAUUUGAACCAGAGUUCAGUCUAUUCCAUGUUUCCUCUGUGUGCCUCAGAGUCAUUUUGCAUUUAGUCGACUCCACCGUGUAUAAUAUUUAUACUGUGCAAUGUUAAAAAGAGUAUGUUAUAUUGUAUGUCGUGUACAUAGUGCAAAGUGAUUAUUUCUAUUUCAGGGCAUAUUAAUAUUCUCAUAUUCCUUCCUACCUGGUGCACAAUAGCUUUUUAAUACUAGUCAUUUCUCAUUUCGACUUUUUCUUCCUGGGAUUGACUGUUACUGCGUCACCUUCGCUCUCUUUAAAACUGCUGCAGAACUAAGCUGUUAGUGGGCACCCUCCUGGUUCUACCUCUUCACGCACCCGCCCGGCCACCGCAUGCUCACACCUCCAAGCCCUCCGCCAGGCCUGUUCCCCGGGGCGCAUCACUCACGGUCACACACGGACGAGUUAGACCAGAGCACGCAGUCACAAUCAGAGUGGGAAGCGGGACUCUCGAGUGUCACAAGAAAAAAAAGAGAAAAAAAAAACAUUUUUUCUGCACGCAGUCUCAUCCAUCAACUCCCACAUCACUUAGUCUUCUUACAUAACAAUGCAGCCAAAUACAUGUUGAAUUAAAAACCCAUUUAUAAUUCUACUUGAAAUACAUCUGCUUGCUGGGAACAGAUUUUAGAGCUCCAAGCUUCAAAUAAGGAGAUUUGUAGGAGGGAAUUCAGUAUGGUUAGAAUUCCUCUCUUACGGAGUAUGAAUAAAAAAGGUUUGAAGUUACCUACUAGCCCGGUUGGUUGUCCAUGAGAAGAGUAAAGUCGUUACCGAGGACCGUCGUCGUGGCUGAGUUGGCGUCAGCACCCCGGAGCCCCGCCGUGGAGCGUGGCGUGCACGUGCUGACGUGCACCGUGGUCUCUAGAAUGAUCCGGGAAGACUUGAGUAUCCUUUCUCCACCCUCGCCCCAGACUCGAGACGACAGAAGCCCAUGAAGAACUCACAGCCCACCUGAGAUCGUCCUGCCUACAAACUGAGUUAUUGCUUUGUCCUAAAAAGUAGUUGGUUUUUUUUUCCUAUGAGGUUUUCCAGAAAUUUACAGGAUGCCCAUCUUGAUAUGUGUACAAAAAAA